UGUUGUCAAAACCUCAGACCGGGUACAAUUUCUGUUUCCUAUUGUUAGCCAGAUAGCCUUAAAUUCUUAGCUUGCUUGCAGGCAGUCCAGUCUGCAGCUGGUUGCACAAAUCUUACAGCCUGUGAAGUGCUACUUAAUGUUUUAGGUCGCUGAACGGGAAAGCUGACAAGGAAUUGGAAUUGUUUAACUUUGCACCUCUACGAGUGGCUAAAUUAAUAUGCCCGAGAUCAAACUUAAGCACGUUGUGUCUUGCAGCAGUGAAGACAACACACACAAAGCUGAGAACCUGCUGAGCUCUGACACCUACAGGAAAUGGAAAGCAGGAAAGGCUGGAGAGACGCAGACUUCGGUCAUUCUACAGUUGGAGAAGGAGGAGCAGUUGCACAGCAUAGACAUAGGAAAUGAAGGGUCUGCUUUCAUUGAAGUGCUGGUUGGACGCUCAACCUCAGUCAAAGACCAGGACUUUGAGGUUCUGCUGGUUACAUCCUCCUUUAUGUCCCCAUCGGAGAGCAAGAACGGCACCAACACCAACAGGGUGCGUUUUUUUGGACCCAAUCAGUUGCAGAAGACAGCUGCUCAGGAGAACUGGGAUCGUGUGAAGAUUGUAUGCAGUCAGCCGUACAACAAGAGCAUUGCGUACGGGGUGGCCUUUGUUAAGUUCCACUCACCGCCAGACAAAGGGGAAGCAGCGACUAAAACGCCCCCGAAGUUAACCAAGCUGGGCCAGUUCAGAGUAAAAGAUGAGCCCUCCUCGGCAGGCCCCAGUCUCCAGCCUGGCAGCUUAUUCUUCAACAGGGAGAACACAUCCAAAACCAGCCCAACACUCAAAGUCUCUCCCCAGAAUGUAAAGUUGAGCUAUGCAUCUGCAGCGCUGCAGGCAGGCGGUGGGUCAGGCUCUCCUCUUCUCUCAGCCCAGCCCUUGUCCAGUCCGUCCCCUACACAGGCACCAGUGAAGAGAAAGUUUGAAUUCAGUAAGGAGCGCCAGUCUGCCCCUGCCGUUUCUUCCUCUAAGAAAGCCAGUCUCGUGAACUCUCCUGAGGAGAGCCCUAGCUCCCUCAAACCCAAAGCCAGACCCAACACAGCUAGCAGCCACAGGCCCAGCACAGCCAAAGAGGAGACCCCUGACAAAAAAAGGGACAACUUGAAAUCAGAGACAAAGCCCAAGCCUGCUAAAGACAAGACCCAGGACUCAAAGCAGGUCCCCUUCAACCGUAUCAUGGAGGGGGUGGUGUUUGUACUGAGCGGCUUCCAGAAUCCUUUCAGAGCGGAGCUGAGGGACAAGGCCCUGGCCAUGGGAGCUAAGUAUCGACCUGACUGGACGGCAGACGCCUCACACCUCAUCUGUGCCUUUGCCAACACCCCUAAGUACAGCCAAGUGAAGUCAGCAGGGGGCAUGAUUGUGCGGAAGGAGUGGGUGCUUGACUGCCACAAGAAGAAACAGAAAAUCCCUUAUAAACGGUAUUUGAUGGACGGUUCGGAAUCCAGCUCAGAGGAUGAAGUAGAGGAGGAUGACGAGAAAAUGAAGGAAAAAGAGAGAAAAACUCCACAAAAGCAGGAGAGACAAGUCACUCCUCAAAAACCGCAGAUAAAGAAUGAAGACAUGUUCGGCAGCUCCACAGAUGCUGAUGAACCAGAAGACAUGGACGAGUCUGGCAUGGACACAGAGGAUGAGCUAAAGAGGGUGGAGAGUGUGAGGAGGAAGAAAAAAGUAGAGGAGAGGAAGAAAGGCGAGGAGAGGAAGAAAGACGUGAAGGAUGAAGACUUGUAUGGGGGGUCGACAGACGAGAAUACAGAUGCUGAGGCGGAGGAGAACAAGCCCAUCCCAGAGCUGCCCGACUUCCUGACUGGCAAGAGAUUCUUCUUGUAUGGCACAUUCCCAAACAACGUGAGACGCUUACUACUGCGGUAUAUCAUAGCGUUUAAUGGGGCGGUGGAAGACUACAUGAGUGACAAGGUCCAGUUUGUGGUCACCAGCUCAGGAUGGCACAACUCCUUUGAAGAUGCGCUGAUGGAAAAUGGAAAUCUGAGUUUUGUCAAGCCUGCUUGGAUAUUUUCCAUCAAUGAUCGUCAGAAGUUGUUGCCCUAUCAGCCCUUUACUGUUGUACCAUGAACUUCAGGAGGGCAUGUACAUAAAACACACACAGUAUUGUAACUGGGGAUAGAAACGUGAAAGCCAUAGACACCUUUUUCACUCAUGAAACUUUCCUCUUCAUGAUUCAACUGUUGUGACUACGUGUAAUGGGAUGUAUUUUCAGUGUCAGACCUGUUUUUUAGUCUUUUUAUCUGACUUAAAAUUAUUGCAUACCUGCUAUGUUCUUCUAUUAAAAUACAAGCUUUUGUUGUUCUAUA
Hypomesus transpacificus is the source of this 2349-nucleotide messenger RNA. RefSeq names its product X-ray repair complementing defective repair in Chinese hamster cells 1 (gene xrcc1). Lineage: Eukaryota; Metazoa; Chordata; Actinopteri; Osmeriformes; Osmeridae. Gene Ontology annotation, biological process: single strand break repair; base-excision repair; double-strand break repair via nonhomologous end joining. Gene Ontology annotation, cellular component: nucleus. The transcript is spliced from 17 exons. The record is from RefSeq and is a predicted model, not a curated record. Gene Ontology annotation, molecular function: damaged DNA binding. Bases 218 to 2110 code for a protein of 630 amino acids.